AAGAUCGUCCUCACCGGCACCACCGGCGGCCUCGGCUCCCGCGUCCUCCACCACCUCCUCCCCCUCGUCCCCCCCUCCUCCCUCACGCUCUCCCUCUCGCGCCCGCCCGCCUCCCCCACCCACCCGUCCGGCUGCCCGCUCGUGCACGGCGACUUCUCCCAGCCUUCCACCCUCGACCGCGCCUUCUCCGGCGCCGCCCGCCUCCUCCUCGUCUCCUCCCCCGGCAUCGCGCACCACACGGCCGCGAUCGACGCCGCCAAGCGGGCCGGCGUCGCGCACGUCUUCUACACCAGCCUCGCCUUCGCCGGCGGGAGGGACAAGACCGAGAGCGCGACGGCGGUGAUGCAAGCCCACCUCGACACCGAGGCCUACCUCAAAGCGAGCGGGCUGACCUACACCGUCGUCCGCGAGGGCCUCUACUGCGAAUCCUGGCCGCUCUACCUCGGGUUCUGGCAGCCGAGCAACGCGUCCGACGAGAUCGUCGUGCCCGGCGACGGCGGGAUCGCCUGGAUCGCGCGGGACGACCUCGGCGCGGCGACCGCGAAGCUCAUCGCAGAGGGCUCGCACGAGAACGAAACCGUGCUCCUCACCGGCCAACGCGCGCUCACCCUCGCGCAGCUCACGCCCGUCCUCGCCUCGCUCCUCUCCCGCCCGCGCCUCCGUCUCUCCGUCGCGUCCGCGGACGAGUACGUGGCGCGGAACGUGGAUCCCGCGGACGCGCGCCGGACGGACGGGUUUUUGAGGGCGUGGGCGAGGACGUACGAAGGGCUGGAGCGCGGCGAGGCCGCCGUCGUCGACCCGCUCGUCGUGGAGCUGUUGGGGAGGGAGCCGAGGAGCAUGGAGGCGUAUCUGAGGGAGACGCUGCUCGAG
This is a messenger RNA of Punctularia strigosozonata HHB-11173 SS5, 870 nucleotides long. Its product is annotated as NAD(P)-binding protein. The record is from RefSeq and is a predicted model, not a curated record. The annotation marks the transcript as partial. The transcript is spliced from 3 exons. Lineage: Eukaryota; Fungi; Basidiomycota; Agaricomycetes; Corticiales; Punctulariaceae.